AUGCUGGUUUCUGGAAUUUUCCUCUGGGCCCUGACGGCCGGUGCCGUCUCUGCGAAGACCUGCCACAACAUCACCGUGGAGGUCCCGGUCACCGCACGGAACGGUCUGUUCGACAAGGUGCAAACCCCCAAGACGAACAGCGAGGCCACCGCAUUUGCCAUUUCCGCGACCAAGCAGGGUGGCAAUGGAACCCAGGCCGCCUUGUCGGGAUACCACACCGUCUCUGGCCACUACAACAUCUCGGCCCAGUAUUGCGUGCCCAAGCAGGCCAAGGGCAAUGGCCACACGCUUCAGAUCCUCACUCACGGUAUUGGAUUUGACAAGACAUACUGGGACCUGCCCUACAACAACUACAACUACUCUUACGUGGACCAUGCACUGUCGCGCGGCUACCACACCUUCUCUUACGACCGACUGGGCAUCGGCAAGUCGUCGCACGGCGAACCGAAGAACGAGAUCCAGGCCUUCCUGGAAAUCGAGGCGCUGGCCGAGCUCACCCGCCAGCUGCGCAAGGGCACCGUGCCCCAGAUCCACGAGAAGCCCGCUAAGAUCGUGCACGUCGGCCAUUCGUUCGGCUCGACGCAGAGCUACGCCCUGAGCGCCAAGUACCCGGACAUCUCCGACGGCCUGGUCCUGACAGGUUUCUCGACCAACGCCACCUACAUUCCUUACUUCCUCGCCGGCGCCAGCUUCCAGCAGGCCCGCCUCAACCGCCAGUCCCCCGGCAACCUGACCAGCCGCAAGGGCCUGGACUACAGCCUCGGCUACCUGACCAGCGCCGACACCAGUAACAACGAGUUCCUUUUCUUCCAGCCCCCCUACUUCGACCCCGGUCUGCUGCUCUUCGCCGAGCAGAACAAGCACCCCGUCGCUGUCGGCGAGCUCUUGACUGUCGGCAGCCUGCCCAUGCAGAGCAAGUUCUCGGGCCCUGUCCUUGUCCUUACCGGCUCCAGUGACCUCCCCUUUUGUGGUGGUGACUGUCUCGCUACCGGCGGCGCCGCGCCUUCCAUCCCUGCUGAGGCUAAGCUGGCUUUCCCGGCUGCGAAGCCCUUCGCGGCUCACAUCCAGCCGAACACUGGCCAUGGCCUUAACAUGCACUACAAUGCUACGGCGGGCUACAAGUACAUUUCCGACUUCUUGGGUGCCCACGGCCUUGCGGCUGAGAAGAAAUAA
Messenger RNA from Penicillium alfredii, 1173 nucleotides. Its product is annotated as alpha/beta fold hydrolase. The transcript is spliced from 2 exons. The coding region runs from base 1 to 1173 and encodes 390 amino acids. The record is from RefSeq and is a predicted model, not a curated record. NCBI's taxonomy places the organism in Eukaryota, Fungi, Ascomycota, Eurotiomycetes, Eurotiales, Aspergillaceae.